AAAUUAAUACAGUUUUUUAUUUGUGUUCAUAAUGAAUAAACAAACGAACAGUGAUCACGAUGAAAUCUUAUAUAUGGAUGAAAUUCCGGAUGAGAGUCUACAACCAUUAACUGCCGGGUUGGAAAAUCCAUUACCAAGCGUAGAACCACGGUUCGGUCCACUUUUAGAAACAGACAACAAUUAUAAUCCACGGCCAACUUCGGGUCCAGAGAUAGACGAUUUAGAACCUGGCAUUCCUUCACGACCAGGCGAUAAAGGUAUCGAUGAUGGUCUUAUACCAGAAACAACAUUUGGACAACCGAAUUACCCUAGCGGACAACAUCCUUUUUUUCCUCAACCACCGAAUCAACCGAUACCAGAUGUAAACAUUUACCAGCAUAAAAAAACUCUUGCUCAAGGAAUGAUGGAUUUAGCAUUGUUAUCAGCUAACGCUAAUCAAUUGCGCUAUGUUCUGCAAACCGACGGUCGGCAUCCAUAUUAUUAUCCAUCAUUGACAAUGAUUACUUCCAGUUUACUCAUUCAAGUUAUAGUCGGAAUUGGAUUAAUUUGGAAUAGUAGAUACGAUGUCAAAGUUGACGCGCAAAUGUGUAAAGCCGAUACUGCUAAUAACUGGACCGUUAUCGGUAUAUUUCUCGUCACGGUUCUCAACGUUUUUAUUUCAUCGUUUGGUGUAAUUGACCUGAUAACAACACCCACAUCGUGACAUUUAGAUAAAUUUUUGUUUAAUAUAUA
Molecule: messenger RNA, 732 nt
Organism: Vespa mandarinia (Asian giant hornet)
Lineage: Eukaryota; Metazoa; Arthropoda; Insecta; Hymenoptera; Vespidae
Product: ninjurin-A
Biological process (GO): tissue regeneration; cell adhesion
Cellular component (GO): membrane
Source: RefSeq, a predicted model, not a curated record